AUGGAGUAUGACCUCUACACUGCAAUGGGCGAGACGCUGGACUUCAUGAAGGUCGAGUUCGAUUCCAAUCGGCAAAAGAAGAUGCUGCUGCGGAACCCGGUUCUGUACCUUGUGAAAAAGAUGCAGAAUUCCGAAGUGAGCAUGACGAGGCUCACGGCUGCUGAACGUGAAUUGUUCGUUCGUGCCAAGGCCAAGGAGGUAGAAUCCUUCAUCCGCAACGCCGCAGUGAGGCGAUGCAGCGAUAGCGAGGAAAUCCGUAAGGUCUACGACAGUCAAAGGAUUGUGAAGGCAAGAUGGGUCUUGACGUGGAAGUUGGUUCCUCCUGAAGAACAAAGUGAUGCAAUCAAAGAUGCCCGAGAGAAUCUGCGAACGUUGCACAACACAUCUGGAACCAAGAAAGCAAAGGCACGCAUCGUUCUUUUGGGCUUUCAGCAUCCGAACCUCCUGGACCCGAGCUUCAAGACCUCGAGCCCGACGGAGGCUACAGCUGCCGAUGAGAACCUCUUUACGAGUGGCGUCGCUGAGCUUCGCGAGGCACUUGGUGUUGGUGAUGAAGGGAUUAUGAAGAUCCUUCGCAAUAUCUACGGCUCGACGACGGCUCCCCGUGGAGUAUGGCCAGCCUUGCACAACAAGUGGACCUCCCUUGGCGCCGAAGCGGUACUUGGUGAGAGUAUGAGAAAAGGAUGCCAAAUUUCAUUUCUUCCGUGUCAUCGGCGCGAUGGGUGGACACGUGGACGACUUCCACCGCUUGGGAGACAUAUCACAUCGGCAGAGUGGUUGGAAGUGAAAAAGGCAGUGGAUGGUGCCUACAAGUGGGGCAUGGUGAAGAGCGGCAACUACAGGCAUGCUGGAAGGGACAUUGCAACCGUUCCUGAUGUGGAAGGCCGCUUCAAAAUCAUCGUGGAUCAGUCCUACUACAUCGAUGGACUCCAGGAUGUGGACAUGGGCCCUGAAAGACUUCAUGGAGAUGAUGUUCUUACAAAGGCCGAGGUGGCAGCGUGCAGAGGAGCCCUUGGUGCGCUUCAAUGGCUGGCGGUUCAGUCGCAGCCGCAGUUAGCAGCGGGGUGCAAUUUGCCGCUGACUGAGUUGUUGGUCACAGAGGGACGGACACAGACUGCACGAGAAGUGCAGAUCUGUGAGGUGCGCCGCCAGUCCUUCCAGCUCCAGUUCUUUCAGCUGUCAUCCGCAAGACAUUGGUCCGAGCUGGUGUUCAUUUCGAUGGGAGAUCAGGCUCACAACAAUCGGCCCAAAGGAGACUCGACAGGUGGCUUGCUGACGAUGGUGGCAGGACCUGAGUGUCGCGAUGGCCAGGUCUGUCGCAUGGCUCUCCUCUCGUGGAGGACGUGGAAGUUGAGGAGAAAGGCCAUUGGCUCCAACGACGCAGAGGUACAAGCCGAAGCCAUCCUGGAGGCUGAGGACCAGAACUUCAGGGUGAGACUGUUGUGGACUGAGCUUCAUGGUGCCGGACAACAUCAUCACUCGCGAGAUGAUCUUGUCGAAGCCACCGAGAAGCAGGUCAGCUUGCUGAAGGGCGUCCUGUGCACAGACUUACGUGGUGGAUACGAUGCCGUGGAGAUGGUUGCUUCGGACUACGAUUUGGCUGAUGCUUUGACGAAGAAGAGAUCCGAGUGCCGCAACGGUCUCAUUCGGUUCUUGCAGACAUGGCUGUGGACAAUAGCCUUCGACCCCACAUUCACGGCAGCCAAGAAGAACAAGAAGGUUGGUAGCUCUGCUGUAGGCCGGAUUGGCAACUUCCUUAAGAGGUCCUCCCGGAAGGCGACAAUCUGCUGA
Symbiodinium natans is the source of this 1791-nucleotide messenger RNA. The record is from the annotation of a GenBank genome assembly. Lineage: Eukaryota; Dinophyceae; Suessiales; Symbiodiniaceae.